Molecule: messenger RNA, 891 nt
Organism: Folsomia candida
Lineage: Eukaryota; Metazoa; Arthropoda; Collembola; Entomobryomorpha; Isotomidae
Product: putative nuclease HARBI1
Exons: 3
Coding region: 1-891 (296 amino acids)
Source: RefSeq, a predicted model, not a curated record
AUGUCUAACCGUCUUGAUCGUUUCGAGCGUCGAAUACAGCGUCGACAUCGGCUUCAAAACAUUUUCCGACCUCGUCUCCGCGACCGUGCGAAUCCAUUUGAGGUGUACGAUGAAGAAGCAUUCAAGAGACGGUUUCACUUGGCAAAACGGACUGUAUUGUUUGUUUUUGAGCUUGUAAAAACCGAUCUUUCUGCUCCAGUCCGUCGUGGUGCCAGCAUUCCUCCUUUACACCAGGUCCUUAUCGCCUUGAAUUUUUACGCUACUGGAUCUUUUCAAAUCCCUGUCGGAGACAAUUUGACGGUUUGCCAGGCCACAGUGUCGAACGUGAUUAGGAGGGUGUCUCGAGCGAUUGCAAAAAUGUCUCGGCGAUUUAUCCGUUUUCCAACUCAUGCAGAAGCCCCACUAGUUCGAGAACAAUUUUUCCAGACGGGCGGAUUUCCUGGCGUAGUUGGCGCGAUUGACUGCACAUUAAUUAAAAUUAACUCACCUGGAGGGAAUGACGCAGAGUUGUACCGCUGCAGGAAGCAGUAUUUUGCCCUCAACGUACAAGCAAUUUGCGACGCCAAUUUAUGUUUUACAAACAUUGUUGCUCGCUGGUUUGGAUCGGCCCAUGAUGCUCGGAUAUUCGACAACUCUUUGGUCAAAGAACGAAUCAUCACUGGUCAAUCGCCUGGAAUGCUGCUUGGAGACGCUGGUUAUGGUUUGGACCACUACCUAAUGGUCCCGCUAAGGAACCCGGUCACGCCUGCUCAACGUCGGAAACGCUUAGAUUUAUUUGAAGCUGACAGGACAGAUCCAACAGAAAUGAUAGAACAAGAACCCAGUACAAACUCUACAAUACGAGGACGUGCCAAGCAGAGCGAAAUUAUACAAACACAUUUUACGAAUUAG